Messenger RNA from Fusarium pseudograminearum CS3096, 630 nucleotides. RefSeq lists its product as uncharacterized. The transcript has a single exon. Lineage: Eukaryota; Fungi; Ascomycota; Sordariomycetes; Hypocreales; Nectriaceae. Bases 1 to 630 code for a protein of 209 amino acids. The record is from RefSeq and is a predicted model, not a curated record.
AUGGCACUCGACGACGCUACCUAUAGUCAACACCUUCACCACCGCGGGUCGGUAGACCAGCUGUUUGAGCUGGUGGAGGGCCUCGACGACACCCAGAUUCAUUCUUUACUCGAGGAUUUUAACAAUACCGUCACGAGCAAUGUUCCAGUCUCCCACGGUAUCGAGUUUUUCGAACACCCGACCUCUGUGGUAAGAGCAAAGACUACACCCACGACGACCACGACAACAACAACGGAACCGACAAGAUCGUCUUCGAUUCGAAAGAGCUUUAAUAAGCUGCCUCGAUUGUUUACGCGCUCGCCGAGCAAGAGAUCUGCCUCGGCACCGAUACAGCGCCCCCAGACUGGUUUGCCGCCUGCGACAAGACACUACCGACGAAUCAGUCGACCUGUUCUGCCAAUGCUGUCAAAUGGCCCAGACCUGGAUGCUUUGCUAUCGGCAUACCUGUCGCCUGCACCACCUCCAACAUCGCACAAGACCAUCUCCCCGUCGAGAUCGAUAUCCAGCAGCUCUACUCUAAGCAUCGAGGCAGAAGACUCAGGUGUUGAUGCGCUUGCACCCCUGGUCUUUGGCAGACCACAAAGGGAGGAGAGCCCUAUGGGCGAUAUCAUGGAAGUGCUAUCCUUCUAA